CCUCCAUUCUAAAAAUAUCUCAAACAUGGCGUCCGGCGUGAAAGUAGGAAAAGAUGUUGAAAAGCAGUUCGAUGAGAUGAAACUGGGUCAUACAAGUAGUUUUAUAUUGAUGGGUAUAAAUAAUGGAGCCAUAGAGGUUAUGAAAAAUGCAAAGAAGGGCGAAGAAGGCACGUCGUACGAAGAAUUUGUUGCAGACCUUCCCCAAGAUGACUGUCGAUAUGCCGUCUACGACUUGGGAUAUACUCUGAAAGACGGGCGAGAACAAGAAAAACUGGUAUUUAUAGCGUGGUGUCCUGAUACUGCUCACGUCAAGAAGAAAAUGAUAUACGCCUCAAGUAAGGAUGCGCUGGUAAAGAAGCUUAAAGGAGUAUCACAGCAGUUAAUUCAGGCAUCCGACUAUAGCGAUUUGGAGUACAAGAGUGUUGUCGAAAAAGUCUCCAUGUCAAAGUAAAAUGAACACACUCGUACUCACAUGGAUAUAUCACAUUCACUCUGUGGGUGCUCAAGUUAUGGAACAAAAUAUUAAGAAAUAAGAACGUAUAUCUAAGUUCAUCAAUGUCAAUUAUUGAUUCAUUCUUUUACAACAACAAUAAAGCCAUUGCAAAUCGUACUUGUGGCGCCAUUAGAACUAUAAUCGCCAAUUAAGCAACAAGAUUGAGCUGAUCCGAGUGAAUGCCAGACAAUAAAUGAACUAUUAGUAAUAUAUAUAAAUCACCAACUACAGCCAGACCCCAUACAAUUGUCAACUGACAUUAAUAUAGGAAUUGAAUCAUCCAUUGUGCCAUUUUCAAACAGAAAUUCCUAGUCACAUAACUGCAAGAAUUUU
This is a messenger RNA of Owenia fusiformis, 826 nucleotides long. Lineage: Eukaryota; Metazoa; Annelida; Polychaeta; Sabellida; Oweniidae. The record is from the annotation of a GenBank genome assembly.